AUAUAGUUCUCGGAAUAUUUGUGCUUCCUAAGUCAAAGCCUAUACAUUUGAACAACAAAAAAAUAAAUUGAACUGUAUAAUGGUGGCACAAUGGAACAUUAUAUCGAAACUUUCACGUGCUUUCAAGCAGCUGAGGACUGCGUAUAGCGAAUACUAAAUAGUACUUAUAAUUGGUGAAUUUAAGGACAAAUAGUUUUUCAGAUGGUUCCGAGCUCUUUAAAUGUCAAAAAGACCGUUAUGAAUUAUUUGGUGUACACAUCUGUGUUGGUAUUCGGCGUAMGAGCGUCUGCAUUCGGGUCGAACAAUUAUACGCUCAGGCGACACAAGGUGCACAAUAUAGUUUUAUACCCGGACAAGCAUUCAUGGUGUACGAGCACGCCAAUUAAACAAGUCAUAUCCGAUGUCGAUUGCGAUCCCGUGGAGAUUGACAACCUCGUUUGCCUGGGCGCAUGUUUCAGUUAUUCCAUACCGAGAACGGUUCCGGGCAACAACGGCGAUGAAGUCAAUUCGUACUGUGACUCCUGCCAACCCGUAAACACACUAUGGAUUCCUGUAAAACUUAAGUGCAACGAUGGGUCGAAUCACACAAAACGUGUACAGCUGAUCAAAGAGUGCCGGUGUUCGUCCUGCAGCCGACACUGGGAACUGGAAAAUCCUCCGACGGACUUCGUGGACGAGAGAACCUCCACACAGACAUCGAGAUAUAUGCAACURAUGAAACUUGAACAAAAUGAAAACGACGAAAACGAAGAGUCUUUUACAGACGCGGUGUCGAAGUCUGCGGAUGACMCACUGGACGCUGUCAAUUUGACCAGACUGACUUACGAGAAAAACAUUUGGAUUCGAGGUCCACACCAUUCAAAGGUGCUAUUGAGGAAAGAAAAUAUUAUGGUAAACGCACCGAACGUCGUGGCCCACGACGAUAUCGCUCAACAAUAUUUGAGUGAAGACGUGGCUGAUAAGAAUAAUAAACUGUAACAUGGGUUUUUAAUUAUUAUACGUAUAAAUAUUUAAUAUUA
Molecule: messenger RNA, 1019 nt
Organism: Diuraphis noxia (Russian wheat aphid)
Lineage: Eukaryota; Metazoa; Arthropoda; Insecta; Hemiptera; Aphididae
Biological process (GO): animal organ morphogenesis
Molecular function (GO): receptor ligand activity; BMP binding
Source: RefSeq, a predicted model, not a curated record